CUCUCUUCCAACACAGUAGAUUUUCUAUAUACCUUUUUGAAAAAACCUCAUGGCUGCCCAAGGAGCUCGUGAUCAGACUCCCAUUGGCCACAUAGAGAUCCCAGUUAUUACAUUUCCAUUAGCUACAGAACAGACCAGACUACCUCAAGUGCCUGAAGAUGACAGCUUUGAUUACACAGAACGAACACAAUGGAUUCGAGCAGCUGUUUUGGGAGGUAACGAUGGUUUGGUCACAGUUGCAUCACUAAUGAUGGGAGUUGGAGCUGUCAAACAAGAUGCCAAGGCAAUGCUCCUUGCCGGGUUUGCUGGUUUAGUAGCAGGGGCAUGCAGCAUGGCUAUAGGAGAGUUUGUCUCUGUGUACACUCAAUAUGACAUAGAGGUGUCCCAACUGAAAAGAGAGAUGAUGAAAAAUGGUGGGAGUCUGAGUGAGGAAGAAGCAAAGAAGAAGAAGCUGCCGAACCCGGCUCAGGCUGCCAUGGCAUCGGCGAUCGCCUUUUCCAUUGGUGCAGUGGUGCCUUUGUUGGGAGCUGCAUUCAUCGGCCAGCAUAAGGCGAGGAUGCUUGUGGUGGCUCUUUUGGCAAGUAUUGCACUUGUAGUCUUUGGAGGGAUCGGCGCAAGGCUGGGGAGGACACCCGUGAUAAUCUCUUGUGUUAGAGUACUCAUUGGAGGAUGGGUUGCUAUGGCCAUCACCUUCGGACUCACCAAGUUGAUUGGCUCUGCUGGUCUAGAAAUGUGACUGAUAAUAUGCUUUUGUUCUUCCCGCCCUUUGUUUAAUCUUGUCUUUCUUGUGGUUGUGUCUCGCUAGCAACGAUGAUGUAACUAUUCAAUUAUGUAUAAAUAAUGUUGGUAGCUUUGUACUCUGAGCUGGUAACUAUAUAUGGGUUGUG
Argentina anserina (silverweed cinquefoil) is the source of this 887-nucleotide messenger RNA. Its product is annotated as vacuolar iron transporter homolog 4-like. NCBI's taxonomy places the organism in Eukaryota, Viridiplantae, Streptophyta, Magnoliopsida, Rosales, Rosaceae. The record is from RefSeq and is a predicted model, not a curated record. Gene Ontology annotation, biological process: intracellular manganese ion homeostasis. Bases 50 to 736 code for a protein of 228 amino acids. Gene Ontology annotation, cellular component: membrane. The transcript has a single exon. Gene Ontology annotation, molecular function: manganese ion transmembrane transporter activity; iron ion transmembrane transporter activity.